Molecule: messenger RNA, 621 nt
Organism: Haemonchus placei
Lineage: Eukaryota; Metazoa; Nematoda; Chromadorea; Rhabditida; Trichostrongylidae
Source: the annotation of a GenBank genome assembly
AUGUCAGGCAGGAAGAAGGCGCUUCUUAAAGUGAUUAUUCUCGGUGAUUCUGGCGUAGGCAAGACGUCGCUGAUGAAUCAGUAUGUUAACCGUAGAUUCAGUAAUCAAUACAAGGCCACAAUAGGAGCAGAUUUCCUUACAAGAGAUGUACAAAUUGAUGACCGUACCGUGACAUUGCAGAUAUGGGACACAGCUGGGCAAGAACGCUUCCAGUCUUUGGGUGUUGCCUUCUAUCGUGGUGCUGAUUGCUGCGUGUUAGCUUUUGAUGUAACAAGUGCGUCGUCUUUUAAGAGUUUAGAUUCAUGGCGAGACGAGUUUCUUAUUCAAGCCUGUCCGCGUGAUCCGGAAAACUUUCCUUUUGUGUUGCUCGGAAACAAAGUGGAUUUAGAAGCACAGCGAGCUGUAAGCGCAAAGCGAGCGCAGUCGUGGUGUCAAUCGAAGAACAAUAUCCCAUACUAUGAGGUGUCUGCUAAAGAAGCUGUGAAUGUGGAAGCAGCCUUCCAAGCCAUUGCACGGGAUGCGCUUGCCAGGGAGGCUCAAGUGAGAUUUUUCUUGAUCUCUAGUUCUAUUUUCUUCAUUUGUUCGAGUUUCUUUUCUUUGCAAGUGCAAACGGUUGCCUAA